CCGGCGGCAGCGGCGCCGCUGCCACCGCCGCGGCCGGCCACCUCCGCCGCGGACCCGGCCGAGUCGCCGACGCCACACCGAGAGCACCAGCCGCCCGCCCGUGAUGACUUCAUCAAAGUGGAGAAAAUAGACAUUGCCGACGACGACGAUGACGAGAGCUUAGAGGCCACGCUGGGCCAGGUGUCGACGUUCGAGGCGUCUCAGUUCGACGGGUCAGACCACUCAGCAAGCUCAAACGACAUGGCGGGCCUGCUCAGCAGGGUAUCAGAGCAAGGUGGUGGUGAGAUGCUGACAGCCGGAACAUCAGAAGAUGGAGCCUCACAAGGCGCGUGGCGGGCGGAGCCGGGCCGCCGUCGGCACGGCCCCAAGCCGUUCGGCUGCGAGCUGUGCGGCAAGGCGUUCGCGAUGCGCACCUCGCUGUUCCACCACAUGAGCCUGCACCGCGGCGAGACGGCCUGCCCCGUCUGCCAGCGCGUCUUCUCGCGCAAGAGCAACAUGCGCGGGCACAUGAAGACCAUGCACGUGUGGCGGCUGUUCCCAGCGCCGGCGGUGGCGGUGCCUCCGGUGCGGGACCAUCUCUGCCGGCUGUGUGGCAAGACGUUCAAGUACGACACGUCGCUGAUGCACCACAUGAAGGUGCACCGCGGCGAGACCACGUGCCGCGUCUGCGGCAAGGUGCUGAGCCGCACGGGCCAGCUGCACAGCCACAUGCUGACGCAGCAUCCGGAGCUGGUGCAGCCGCCGCCACCGCCGCCGCUCCCGUGAUGCGCCACCGCCGUUCAGCGGUAGCGGUCGAAGGUGGUGGUUCGAGGACGGGCGGGCAGAUGGCGCCGUGCGUCAGCGGACGGCGGCCGGGAAUGCCAGCGUCGCUCGGGCACUGGGAUGAGACGUUAGUGCCUGGUGGCUGUGCGGUAUGGACCGCUUCCGGGGUCAGUUUACGGCCGUGGUGAGCGAUGCCUGUGUUGCCUCAGCUCGCGCAGUUGUUGCCGCCGAGCUGAGUCCUGCGGACCACGGCCGGCCGGCGGGGGCCGCCCAGCCCAGAGCCGCCGCAUUGUGGCGCGAGGCACCGACGACCAUCCUUUGGUGCGGCUGCCAACUUUGCACGGAGGCAGCCAAGGUUCAAAGCGGCGCGGCCGCACUGGAUGCGACGGCAGUGAUGAGGGUGCCGAGCAGGUGCAUGGGUUCGACCCCUCAGCUGUAAUGGGCGGGGCAAAUGACGCGGCAGGCGGUGGAGUAGUGGAGUCCGGCGUGCGGACACACGUGCAUACGCGGCGUACAUAGCGGAGCUGUGAAUGCCUCGUGUCGUGUCUGGCCGGGAAGGGAAACAGGCCACUGACGCUUUAAAGCUGGCUCCGUCACAAGACGGAACUUAUGUUGGUGCUUAAUAAAUACAUAUGCAUGCGGCUGUCUGUAAUUUGUCACAUCAUGCGUUGUUUGUGGGAACGAAUGCUCCUGAAGCAUUUCUUUCACCAGCUAAGCGUGCUGCCUCCAGCUCACGUCGGGAAUGCGGACGCGUCGUUCAUUGUGUGGCACAAGACAUCAACUGGGAAUUGUAGGCGCUGGUCCCAUUUCACAUCAAUAUAUACUGUUUUGCGCUGUAAGCCGCAUUUGUUCGUGAUCUGCGCGGUGUGGUGACACGUAGCGUAAGACUUAUUGCUGCUUCAUGUCCGCUAACCUGCUCUCCGAGUGGCAGCCAGCUGACCGGUGACCAGCGUGGUACCCCCACAUAGGAUACAUGACUGGCCGUCAGCGAUGGCUGGCGCCUGCUGUGCGGUCGAACUGCACCGUUGGGCAUUAGCUGUCAGUCACAGACUGACUGCAGCGUCGUUCGUUCCAGCUCGCCGAGCAUUCGAUGCGGCUGAAGGCUGUAGGCUCUCAAUCCCAUACUAUUGCCGCCAGACUUUAGAGGGGUCUGACAGGUUCUUACGCCACACGCGGCUAUUGCUCGCCCACCGGUCAGCAGAAGUGAUGGUCCAUCGCAGUGGGAGGCCCGCGGGGCCAAUGGCCUGGUUGGCUGCGCUCAGUCAGGCUGGCCACUGGCUACAGGAGGCUGCCCUCGCCGUCUGUCCGCCGCCUAGACCCGGCCCGUGAUGUGGCCUGAGAGUUCUGUCUUCCCACUCCCGCCCUAACCUGACCUCUAAACGACGCCCUGACGUGACCUGACCGCUAACCGGCCGGCCUGCCA
This is a messenger RNA of Pollicipes pollicipes, 2185 nucleotides long. Its product is annotated as gastrula zinc finger protein XlCGF26.1. Gene Ontology annotation, molecular function: DNA-binding transcription factor activity, RNA polymerase II-specific; RNA polymerase II transcription regulatory region sequence-specific DNA binding. Gene Ontology annotation, cellular component: nucleus. The record is from RefSeq and is a predicted model, not a curated record. The transcript is spliced from 4 exons. Bases 241 to 765 code for a protein of 174 amino acids. NCBI's taxonomy places the organism in Eukaryota, Metazoa, Arthropoda, Thecostraca, Pollicipedomorpha, Pollicipedidae. Gene Ontology annotation, biological process: regulation of transcription by RNA polymerase II.